Molecule: messenger RNA, 645 nt
Organism: Fusarium vanettenii 77-13-4
Lineage: Eukaryota; Fungi; Ascomycota; Sordariomycetes; Hypocreales; Nectriaceae
Exons: 5
Coding region: 1-645 (214 amino acids)
Source: RefSeq, a predicted model, not a curated record
AUGGCUGGUCCAGCUGAAUCUUGCAGGGCGAGACGCUGGCUUGCCCUGUUCCUUGCCCUGUUUAUUUUAACACUCAUCAGGUCAUCUCUUGUCGUCUUGACGCCCAAACUUGGACUUGGAGAGACACAUUCUGAGAUUGAACAAGACGAGUUCCUGCAUUCAGCUCUCGGUUCCUGCGUGAAUGGUACAACAUGCAAACCGUCCGAGUCCAAGCACGGCAUUUCCGCCAGUCGUAAGAAAGUUUGGCUCAAAUCGUAUCAUGACGCCAGCUCACAACCAGCCGGAAAUACGGCCAGACCAGAACGGCACGGAAACUUGGCAUCCUCUGUCAAAAAUUCACAUGCAGGUUACAAAGCGGCGGUCGGUGCGCCCGAUAGGCUGCAGGCUCCGAUCGUGUGUUGCCCGCUAUUCUUAGAAACCCCAUCCAUGGAUGACAAGAUCUCGAGUCUUUCGUUUCCCGUAAAUAUCGAGACUCUGCAAUUCUCUACCACAUUAUUCCUGUCUCCAGAAUGCCCUUCAACUCCUCUCCUCCUCCUCUUGACGUCAGCAUCACCUGUGGAAUACGAGAAAAGUCCUUCUCCUGCAGCUUCAACCUGCUCCCGGCCAACAAAGGAACCCCUCCCCGAUGAUGGAACAAUGCCUUAG